Messenger RNA from Schistosoma mattheei, 858 nucleotides. The record is from the annotation of a GenBank genome assembly. Lineage: Eukaryota; Metazoa; Platyhelminthes; Trematoda; Strigeidida; Schistosomatidae.
AUGCUCAAACCUUCAGACCCACAGAAUAUUACAUCUUCAUGCGAACUAUUUACGCCAUACGGGAUUACACCUGGACUAGUCAAACAAGUCAGAGAGAAAUUUCAAAGCGAAAUUUCAAUGAACGAACUGUCUAGAAAUAUACAGUCUGGAGUUAAGCACCAUUCAGCUACAGCCCGCCUUACCUGCGCUUAUCAAAACCUUCUACACAGCGACAAUGGAAUUCAGAGACACAAUACUUAUCCUAAUAGGAGAAUCCAAUCUACUGGUAGAGUUUCUGACUUGCCUACUCCUACUAGUUUAACAGCUUAUAAAGUAAAUGGACGACCUCGAACUGAAAGUUUUUUAGACACUCUGAAACCAAGUAGGGAGAGUUUUACGUCUCAGGUUAGGGUGGGAGAGAGUGGCAAAAGUACUGCACCAGUUCACCCUAAUGAAUACAGAACACAAACUGCAAUAAGUGGACAUCGAAUUGAGAAUACAAGCAGAUACAACAAUUUACCAUCUAACAUAUCAAGCGUUGAACAAGAUGAAGGUCGUCCGAUAAACCACGAUUUGCUGAAUUCCAACGAAAAUAAAAAUAAACCAAAAGAAUCAAAAGCAUCCUCAUCUACAAAGAACAACACACGAACGGAUUUUAAGCAACCAGCGAUAUUACCUAAGCCAUCAAAAAAGGGUACCAAGGCAGCAAGCGAUCAAAUCAAUACGUAUAUAAUGCUGAUGAACAUUCCUUUUCUCAAAAAUCAGAAAAUCCUCCUAGUGAAAAGACAAAAAGCAGAAACUUACAAGGUGGGUAUACUCUGUUCAAUAACCAGGCAUGUUCUGAAAAUCCAGGUCACAGAAAUACGACUAUUAGGAUAA